CUAGCUGGCAACGCCAGGGGCACAUUGAGCCGGCAUUAUAUAUAGAGCAUUUUGUUUUUAUUAUUUUUAAACACUUUUUACUAGUUUCUUUACAAAUUUACCAUGGCGGCUUUGUGCUUGGACUUUCUCGGUUUUCAGGAGGCGCUAAAGAAGAUGCGAGAUGUGGACGAUAAGAUUAUAUAUGCUCUGAAUGCUCUUCCCACGGAAUCGUUUAAGGGUCAGGUCAACAGCGAGAGCACCUGUCGCGAUCUGUACUCAAAGCUUCAAAAGUCGCACCAGUCCAGGCAAGAUAACAUACGCAGUUGCAUAACCAUAUCGGCUAAUAAUCUGAAGCAACUUAGGGAAAGGCGGGAAGCUCAGCCGGAUGAUGUAGAUACGGAUAGCCAGUUUAAGGCUGAGCAGCGCAAGCUGCGGGUUCUUCAAGCCGAGCUCAAUGUAGAAGAUAUUAUCAAGGAGCGUACCUACAAGACUUUCAAUGAACGAUGCAGAUCCUAUUUUCACGCAGGCCAAUAGCCAAUAUGAAUGCAAUAAUUAGUUUAAGGUGGAUUUAUUAGUUGUAGACUCAAGGAACUGCUCUACCAGGUGGCAUUUACAUAUGUACAUGCACUUGGUUGUUUUAAAAAUUGUUUACAACAAGUACAUGAAUACUACAACUCGAAAA
Molecule: messenger RNA, 661 nt
Organism: Drosophila ficusphila
Lineage: Eukaryota; Metazoa; Arthropoda; Insecta; Diptera; Drosophilidae
Gene: Ccdc58
Product: protein MIX23
Exons: 4
Coding region: 103-513 (136 amino acids)
Cellular component (GO): mitochondrial intermembrane space; mitochondrion
Source: RefSeq, a predicted model, not a curated record